CAGCGAUUGUGGUGCCUUCCAGAGGGCAGCAGGAGCCCUAUCAGACACAAACUGAUGGUUGGAACUCAUCGCUGAGGCCCAUCGCAGGGCAUCAUGGCGGCUGUCACGGUGAGAGAGGGAAUGAUGAUGGAAUGAUGACUGAUCAAUUAAGAGGUGCUCUGUGUUCUGUGUGGUUGGUCUGACAAACAGGUCGGUAGCAUGAAAUGGCCGCAGCAGAGAGGUUCGCCCGACUCGCACACACCAACACACAACAGAUGCCCUCAGAGGUGUGCUGUGCUGUCUGUGAUGUGUUGCAGCCGUGUUGGUGGACGGGAUCGUCAAGAGAGCAGCGUCGAUGGGCUGCCGCGACGCGACCGUCAUGCGGGCGGUGCGGCUGCUGGACCUGUGCCAUACCGAUGGAAUCAUCGACACGGACAACGCCACACAGGCAAAGAGAUCUGAAUGACAGACAGAGAGUAAGGACUCGUGGGAUGUGUGUGUCACUUGGCUGGCUGCUGACACGCAGGUAGCAGUUGCGUGUGUGGCCGCCUGCGUCAAGCGGCUGGAGCCACACCUGCUGAUGGACGACAUGCCUGAUGACCCUUCCCACACACGGGCACAGGUAUUGAAACACAGACACAGACACGCACACGACGCUCACCUGUGCAGCGCCGACCUGUUUGUCUGUCUGUUUGUUUGUUUGGCUCUGUGUGUGCAGGUGGUGGGUCGUGCGGCGGCUGAUAGUUCUGUGUGCGGCAUUGGGUGUCUGGAGAAGCUGUUCACUGAUGCCGGCAUGGACACCCACGGCCGCCUGUUCUCAGUCGCCAAAUACCUCAUGGUAAGCCGGUCGGCCACUCAGACACAGACACCUGCAGCCGUCGAAUGGCUUAUCCAUGUCUGUCUGUGCCCUUUGUGUGUCCACAGUUUCUGUCGAUGUGUGAAGUCGAGUUGGCCGGGUGCGAUGUCCGUCUGCUGGCCGCCACGGCCGUCUACAUCACACGCAAGAACCACCAGGACCAAAUAAGGGGCCGCAUAUGGGUGGGCCAGAGCGGCACGUGUCAUGAUGUGUGUAUGUGUGAUGGCCUGGGUGGGUCAAUGUCCGUCAGAGUGCGGCCCUUGUGGCUGAGAGUUCGGUUAGCGAGGCGGCGUUGGAGUCUGCCAUAGCGACGCUGAGGAUGCAGCGGCUGCUGUGGCGCGACACACAGACCACCAAAGGGGUGAGGGACACACCAGCACACAAUGUGCGUGUCACUGUGUGUCCUUUGUGUGUAAUUGUGUGUGCAGAUAGUCACGGAUGCAGUGGACGAGAUGUUCGCCUCGGCCGACCGCCACGGCGUUGCGUUGACACACAGCCACCCGCAGCAAGAGCGCCAGCAGCAGGUGGGUGUGACACAGCCGACCGACCGAAAUGCGCCAGAUGUGCCUUGACGUGUGUGUGCCGUCUGCAGGAUGGCAACAAGGACCAUCCCCUCGCCCAUUUCUUUGUCGACGACCGGUGCUGCAUCCCCGACAUCAGCACCACGCUCCAGCUGAGGGCAGCCGCACCAUGCUUCAGAAAAGCCUUCUCACCAACGCAGCUACGCAACCGCCUCCACCACUCGAUAGCCCGUGAAGGCAUCGACACUCAGCUGGUGCAGUUCGACACAUCGCUGGGAAUGGGUGAGCUGAUGGCGGCGGUGUGGAUCGCCGAGGAGGGCGGGCGGUGGGCUGAGACGAGGGAGGUGCUGCAGUGGGCCAGCCAGUGCCGCUACUGUACACUGCCCAUCAUGCUCACGGCAGAUGACAUCAACACACACGCCAGCAAGACGGUAAGGCACACACAGAGGGGCGGGAGAGAACAGAGAGGCCUCAUCCCCUCUCUGUCUGUCUGUCUGUCUGUCUGUGGUGUGGUGUAGGCGUAUGGAUUGUUAGCUCGUGUGUUGGCGCAGCUCAUGGUGGUCGGCCGCCACGUGGCCUUCGGUGACGGCAGCUGCCUGCAGAUCUUCCGCCAUGCCAAUGGUGAGGUGCGGGCCAUCAAGGACGAGCCCGGCUUUCGGCUGACCGUCAACCCGGUCAUCCCCGCCCACCAGCUGUAUCAGCAGCAUCGCCUACAGCAUGACCCACCAGUGGAAAGCCGCAUCGAAUACUGGGCCAUCGACGGCAGAUGGGUGUCGAGCUUCCCGUUCGAAUAUCCGUCGGUGUCGUCGUUUGCCAAGGACAUGAUCCUCAGCCACUUCGCCUUCACUCACCAGAUCAAUCGCACAUCGAUACGACUCAACAGGUAACACAUCAAUGGCACCAGUGGCGAGAGGGGUGCGUGUUCGAUUGUGUGUGUGUGUGUGGUUCAGGUAUGUCGGUGGCGGCCGCCUGGAUGGCCUCCUCACCCAAUCGCCCCACACACAGGUGGCCGGAUGCACAACGACAUACAGCUGGGACGGUCGUGUGCUAGACCUGGUGCUCACCGAUAGCAGCCACAACUUCGUCGCAUGGAUUCCCCUUGAGGAUAUGGGAAACGACAAUGGUCAGCCCGACAGACAGACAGCUCUGCUCGUCAAAUGUUAUUAGUGUUAUCUGUCAUUGUCCACAGUGUUGGUUAGUGUCGAGACCAGUGAGGCGGCCGUAUGUGGGAGUGGUGCCUUCAAGGACCGCUACCCCGUCACCAUUCAGCUAGCGCGUGUGGCGCUGGGGCGAGUGGCGCCAUACGUCUUCGACGGCCAAGUAGAAUGAUGAUGACGGUAGGGACACGCACAAACACAGGCCGGAUGGACGGCACGACGUGGCUUGUGUUGUGUGUGGUUGUGUGUUUGUGUGUCGUGUUAGGUUCCGACGAUGGCAGCGAUGAUGAGGGCAGUGCAGGUACCAAAGAGAGAGGGAGGGAAGGCACACAGCACACAAGUGUGUCCCUCCUUGUGCACUCGACAGGUGACGGUGUCUGAUUGAGCAGUCAACUACCACUGGUACGCCACAGAAAUGCCACGCGCGAAGCCGAUGAAUGUCUUCGGUCAUCCAAUUGCGUUGUGUGUGCACAGGCCGAAUGGUGGUCGGUGUACCACUCACUCACUCUGGAUCUUGGAUGGUCAGGGGUUACCAUAUGCCUCUGAUGCCGUCACGUCAGUUAGGCUAUGGCUUUGCUUUUUGUCCGUGCGUCUCUCCCUCCCCCUCUAUGUGUGUGUGUCUGUCUGUGUGAAUAGAGAUCUUCUCGUCCUCAUGGCUGGCUGGCUGGCUGGCUGGCUGUGGGUGGGUGGGCCUGUGGGUGCGCUGAGUGCUCUUCACUGCUGCAGUGGCCGAUUUUGAUGUGAUGCUGCGGGGUGUGUGAGUGUGUUUGGCUGCCUGGUCGGGCCACUCGCAACCAAUCAAUGCAUGUGUGUGUGCUGAUGGAG
Vitrella brassicaformis is the source of this 3338-nucleotide messenger RNA. The record is from the annotation of a GenBank genome assembly. Lineage: Eukaryota; Vitrellaceae.